This is a messenger RNA of Prunus armeniaca (apricot), 285 nucleotides long. The record is from the annotation of a GenBank genome assembly. NCBI's taxonomy places the organism in Eukaryota, Viridiplantae, Streptophyta, Magnoliopsida, Rosales, Rosaceae.
AUGAUUUCCAAGAGGUUUGAAGAGGUUCUAAAGGUCAAUGAUUUUCACAAAGUAUUUAGGCUCGUCAAUGUGGAGAUUAUUGAUAUUGGCUUACCUAAAAAUAUGGAAGGAGUGAAGGAAGAUACGGUCAAAAGAGUUGUAGUCAUUUUGACUGGGCUCUACCCCUCGAGAGGCAACUACAAGCUCUCGAGCAAACACAGGCGCUCGAGCGGCACGAGUGGCGCUCAAGAGGGAGCUACGAAUCCAGUGCGUAUCCCUAGCGAAUAUGGACAAAUUUUCUCCUAG